AUUUCCCAUUUAUUUCCGGUCUUUGCUUAGCCAUUUCCCCUAUAUCGACUGCUGUCGAGCUAUCGAGGUCUUCUAGCGGACGUGAUUUGUAGCAAGCUAACGACGAUGAGCGAGCCGCGGCAAGAUAUGAAGAUCCUGUCCUCUGACGAGAUCGCGACCCAUAAUAGCAGGGACAGCUGCUGGAUUAUCGUUCAUGGCAAAGUGUACGAUGUCACCGAAUUCCUUGACGAUCACCCAGGUGGAAGCAAAAUAAUCCUGAAGUACGCCGGAAAGGACGCAACUAAAGAAUAUGAUCCAAUUCAUCCGCCGGACGCGAUUACUACGCACCUUCCACCGUCAAAGCACCUUGGGGUCGUUGAUCCUUCUUCCUCUAAAGCUGUACCUGUGGAAGAAACGGAAGAAGAAAAGCUGCAUAAGCAACUUCUGGCUUCCGUCCCACCUCUUUCGAGUAUUCUCAAUCUACACGACUUUGAGAGCAUCGCUCGACGAGUCCUACCACCACGCGCUUGGGCGUAUUAUAGCAGCGCUGCAGACGACGAGAUAACACUUCGAGAAAACCGGGGUGCUUAUCUUCGCAUUUGGUUCCGUCCACAGAUCCUGGUCGAUGUGGAGAGGGUUGAUUUUUCGACGACAAUCCUUGGCCAUCGGUCCAGUAUGCCAAUCUACAUUACCGCUACUGCACUCGGCAAGUUAGGUCACCCGGACGGGGAACUUAACCUUACACGCGGUGCCGCAAGACAUGGCGUCAUCCAGAUGAUCCCGACUCUUGCAUCUUGUUCUUUUGACCAAAUUGUCGAUGCGGCAGAACCUGGUCAGGUGCAAUUUAUGCAAUUGUACGUGAAUAAAGACCGCAAAGUUACGGAACGCAUCGUACGUCAUGCCGAAGAGCGGGGAGUGAAGGGUCUCUUUAUCACCGUUGAUGCGCCACAGCUGGGUAGGCGCGAGAAGGAUAUGCGAAUGAAAUUUGACGAUGAGGGUGCAAGUGUGCAGAAGGGCGAUUCGUCAGUAGAUCGUAAUCAAGGUGCUGCGCGAGCCAUAAGCUCCUUCAUAGAUCCCUCACUUUCAUGGAAGGAUAUCCCAUGGUUCCAAAGCAUAACCAAAAUGCCUAUAAUUUUGAAGGGUGUUCAACGAUGGGAAGACGCUUUACGUGCAUACGAUACGGGAUGCGCAGGAAUAGUUCUAUCAAAUCACGGUGGUCGACAACUCGACACAGCACCAUCUGGAAUUGAGAUCCUCGUUUCUGUUGUAGAUGCCUUCAAGAGAAAACGAGGAAUCGUAUUCCCGUUGAAAGAUAGGAAGUUCCAGAUUUUCGUAGAUGGAGGUGUUAGACGAGCUUCGGAUGUCUUAAAAGCGAUUGCUUUGGGGGCGACAGCUGUGGGUAUCGGACGACCAUUCUUGUAUGCAUACUCAGCAUACGGUGUUGACGGUGUCGAUAAAGCAUUAUCCAUCUUGAAGGACGAGUUCGGAAUGAACAUGCGCUUACUGGGUGCACCCACGACCGCAGAUGUUAGUCCCGAAAUGGUCGACGCGAGCGACAUCCAUACGCAUAUUGUCUCGGUACCAAGCGAUCGGUUGUAUGACGCCAACUACGAGGGCAUACAAGGUGCGGUACUACGUGAGGCGAAGCACGACGUGAAACAGUCGACGCUUGCGAAAUUAUGAGAUCCUGGCUCUAACGACUUUAUGCUCUGUAACACACGACUACAACGGAGAUCUGAUUCUUCGUUUAUCCGUAUGAAUUUGCUUCUUUAUUGGAUAGAAUUGAAUUACAU
Fomitiporia mediterranea MF3/22 is the source of this 1772-nucleotide messenger RNA. RefSeq lists its product as uncharacterized. The transcript is spliced from 15 exons. Gene Ontology annotation, biological process: lactate metabolic process. The record is from RefSeq and is a predicted model, not a curated record. Bases 106 to 1662 code for a protein of 518 amino acids. NCBI's taxonomy places the organism in Eukaryota, Fungi, Basidiomycota, Agaricomycetes, Hymenochaetales, Hymenochaetaceae. Gene Ontology annotation, molecular function: L-lactate dehydrogenase (cytochrome) activity; heme binding.